Molecule: messenger RNA, 2556 nt
Organism: Xiphias gladius (swordfish)
Lineage: Eukaryota; Metazoa; Chordata; Actinopteri; Istiophoriformes; Xiphiidae
Gene: col9a3
Product: collagen, type IX, alpha 3
Exons: 32
Coding region: 269-2305 (678 amino acids)
Source: RefSeq, a predicted model, not a curated record
CUUCUCCCUGCUGCCUCCCUUACCAGUCCCACUCCUCCUCACCCCACUCAUCCCUUGUACACAGGGCGCUGGAUUGAGUUCAGCCCCUUCGGCCGGAGGCUCGGGUUUAUCUGGAACCAGAGAGGAAGCCAUUCGGGAGCUGUGCGCCGUGAGGUGAAGGAGGGCUCCGUCGCGGACGCUGGGGGGGAGUGUGAGAGAGAGGACCGGGAACCGGGGAGUUGACCUUUUUUCCACAUAAACUCGGGUUCGUGAGGGAGAGCGGGGAGCCAUGGCGGCGUUCUCUGCCCUUUGGGUGCUCGUACUGUGCCAGCUACUAGCAGCAUCCUCGGCCCAGAGGCAGGGCCCCAGAGGAGCUCCUGGGCCACCAGGACCCCCAGGACCACCAGGAAAGGAUGGCACUGAUGGCAAACCUGGACCUGCUGGACUGCAAGGGAAAGCAGGUCCCAAAGGGAAAGCAGGAAUACCAGGAGCAGCAGGAAAACCAGGCCUGCCAGGACUUCCAGGGGUGGAUGGUUUGACAGGUCCCGAUGGUCCUGCCGGGAAGGAUGGACCCCCAGGGGAAGCAGGCGAGUCCGGACCUCCCGGGCCACCUGGACCUCCUGGCAGAGGGAGACCAGGAGCUCCCGGACUUCCUGGAACCAACGGGUUGCCAGGGGGAGUCGGACCCGUGGGUCCGGUGGGUGCUGAGGGUCUUCCGGGACUUCCUGGACCUCCUGGCCCUGAUGGACCCCCAGGUCUUCCUGGUACUCUUCAUGAUCUCAAUGGUGACCUUCUGUGUCCUGCAAUCUGCCCUCCUGGUCCCUCUGGUCCUCCUGGGAUGCCAGGAUUCAAGGGUCACACAGGACAUAAAGGAGACAAAGGAGAGCCUGGGAAAAAUGGAGAGAAGGGUGACGCUGGUCCACCUGGCCCACCAGGUAUUCCCGGCACUGUGGGUCUGCAGGGCCCACGUGGUCUAAGAGGUUUACAGGGCCCAAUGGGACCUGUGGGAGACAGAGGCCUGGCUGGUUUCAGAGGCAAGCCUGGCAUCGCCGGCAUCAUUGGAAAAACAGGUGAUGCUGGAGAAAAAGGACCACAGGGAUUCAAAGGACCCAAAGGAGAAAUUGGUACCAUUGGUCCCAAAGGAGCUCCAGGGGGAGCAGGACCCAAAGGGGAGCCUGGUAUUCCUGGCAGAGAUGGCAAAGACGGUACACCAGGGUUAGAUGGCGAGAAGGGUGAUGCUGGACGCCAUGGAGUAGUUGGAGAGAAAGGACCAAAUGGCCUUCCUGGUCUACAAGGAAAGGCUGGUGCAAAGGGAUCUAAAGGAGAAGUUGGUGAUCCAGGGAAGGCUGGGGAGACAGGACCCUCUGGAGAGCCAGGUAUUCCUGGUGAGAUCGGCAUCCCUGGAGAGAGGGGGAUAGCAGGACCCAGAGGAGUGGCUGGAGGUAUUGGACCAGCGGGCAACCCGGGGCCUCAGGGAGUGAAAGGCUAUCAGGGGGUAAAAGGAUCCUUGGGGGAUCCAGGUCUUCCAGGUCCAACAGGAAUCCGUGGAGAGUUUGGUGAAAGGGGUCCAGUUGGAGCUUAUGGAGCUAAAGGAGAAAUGGGUGUGGCAGGAAGUGAUGGUUUACCAGGAGAGAACGGAGAACCUGGUCCCUUUGGACCAGUUGGACACAAAGGAGAGGCAGGGAAGCGGGGUGAACUGGGACCUAAGGGCGUGACAGGUCCACAGGGAGAGCUCGGUGCAAGAGGGCCUCCAGGAAAACAAGGGUCAAUGGGCUUCCAAGGGGAACAAGGUGUGCCUGGAAUUGCAGGAAAGACAGGUGUACCCGGUAAACUGGCAAGUGAGCAGCACAUCAGAGAGCUGUGCGGCUCAAUGAUUGAUGAUCAGAUUGCACAGCUGGCCGCUAACCUUCGAAGACCCCUGACCCCUGGAAUGGUGGGCCGCCCAGGCCCUGCUGGGUCUCCAGGACAGCCAGGAGUUGCUGGCUCUAUUGGGCAUCCAGGUGCCCGUGGACCUCCAGGGUACAGGGGACUGCCAGGAGAACUUGGAGACCCUGGUACCAGAGGUGAUGUUGGUGAGCCAGGUGACAAGGGAUCCACUGGCAAAGCCAUUGAUGGGCCCAUUGGAGACCAAGGAUACCAGGGUCUUCCAGGAGUACCUGGAAUUGUCAAAGAUGGGCGUGAUGGAUCUCCAGGAGAUCCAGGUGAGCCUGGAGAGCCAGGCAGAGUAGGUAGGACUGGGCACCAGGGACCUCCUGGAAUCUGUGAUACAUCAGCCUGCCAGGGGGCAUCAGUCGCUGGGAAAUCCUCCAACCCCAAAAACCAUUAAACAUGACUUCCUGCAACCUGACGGAAUCCACCCCAAGGAGGGAGGGUGAAAAGUGAGGGGAGGAAGAAAUGAAAGAAGAGAGUGAUCACAAAAAUGUCCUCUUUAUUUAAAUACAUGUAUCACAAGAUGGGAAGAGUAACAUCAACAGGUGUGAUAUUUUGAGAGGAAUAGAGGAACAUCCAAGGAGUAACAUGAAUACCAGAACAACUGAGAGACAAAAACAUCACAAUGACAUCCAGAAAUAAAGUGGA